AGCUUCUUCUUUGACUUUACUCUUUCAUUUCUCAAUUUGACUGGAAAUGCAGUGUCAUAUAUUGCCGAUCCUGGCAGACAAUGACCUCUCGCCAUGCUUUCGUCAAAUUGUGAUUGAUGCAGCAAUUCCAGGUGCAGUUGCAUUGGUUUCGGCCAUUUUGUUAUCUGUGACUGUGGUGAGGCACUAUCGGAAGCACAAUGCUGCUUACGAGCCAUUGAUAAAAUCAGCCACAACUACGUCCUACGGCGCUAUGGAUUCGUCUAGUCAAACCAGCAACGACAUUGAUGAAGAUGACGAAGACGGAGAAUCUGAGGAUACCUUGGUAUCCAAUCUGGAGAAUCAGAAAUCCUUUACUGUGUUCGAUGCCGCUCGAUUUUUGGCAAUGUUUAUGGCUGGUUUGAGCAUAUACAAUUUGGUAUUGGUGAUCAAUGGUCGUUAUCAAGUGGAUGAGCGUGUAGAGAGCGAUAAAUUGGCUCUCCUUGUGCAAUACGGCGUAUCUACUAUGGUUUGGACUUACUCCACCGUGUUGGCUAUUGUGAAUGUGGCUAUCUCCCGCAAAAACGCAGUAACUGCCUAUGGUCUUCGUACUCAUCUUAAUCUCAUCUACUUUGUUACCAUGUUGACCAGCGUGGUGGAUAUCCGGUCAUUCUAUGUUCUGCAUUAUACCGACAUCCAAGGCCCUGGCUAUUUUUAUGCUCUUGACACUUUUUUUGUCACUUUUGCUUUAAUUUUGGUCAUUAUUAAUGAGCGGUUCGGUGCUCCCUCUGGCCCCAUCGUCGCCAAAUCGGGAAGAGUUCUUUCAACCGAAACAUGGGCAUCUCUUUACAGUCAAUUUAUGUUUAGCUGGCUCAACCCAAUGAUGACAGAAGGAUACAAGAAGACAUUGAACGACUCAGAUCUCUUGGAACUUCCUCCUCAAAACCGUACCAGUAAUGUUUUACGUCAUUACAGAAAGAACAAGAAGAAGCACAUUGUACUCUCACUUCUUUAUGCAUUCCGAUACGAGCUAUCCAUUCAGGCCCUCUAUGUCCUUGGAUGGUCCGUCAUUAUUUUCGGUCCUCCCUAUUUUCUGAAUCAAAUUAUCAAGUAUAUCGAAAAUCCUGCCGCCGAAGGAACGAAUGCGUCGUUGACCCCUUUCUUCUUUGUAUUGGGUCUUUUCAUCACGUCUGUUACACAGUCCUUAUUGCUUCAACAAGCUCUGUAUAUCGGAAGAACAUUGGGUAUUCGCAUUCAAUCUAUCGUCAUUGGUGAAGUAUAUGCCAAGGCUUUGAAAAGACGUGAUACAUCUGGAGCAUCUGAAUCCAGCAGUGAUGACGAUAAGAAGGAUGGCAAGGAUGAUGACAAGAAGGAUGAAAACGAUGGAAACAAACAAACCAACGUCAACAACCUUCUAUCAGUUGAUGCUCAAAAGGCUGCCGAACUUGCUGCAUACGUCUUCUACUUGUACAGUCAUCCCUUGCAGAUCGUCAUUUGCAUGUGGGGUUUGUACAAACUUCUUGGUGUCUCUGCCUUCGUCGGUGUCAUUGUUAUGGUUGUCACCUUUCCUGCUCCUCAUUAUGUCACUAAGAAGUUCGAAUCAAGCCACAAAAAGGUUAUGGAUGCUACCGAUCGUCGUCUCAAAGUCAUGAACGAAUUGCUCGGUGCUAUCCGUAUCGUCAAGUUCUUUGCCUGGGAAACAGAGUUCAAGAAGAGAGUUGAGGACUCGAGAACCAACGAACUCAAGUUCAUUAGAAAGCGUUUGCUCACUUACAUGUGGAGCGGAAACGUUUGGUUCAUCAUCCCCGUCAUCAUUAUGGUCAGCGUCUUCUAUGCCUAUACUCGCGAUCAUAUCCUAACUGCUUCCACCGCCUUCACCACGGUUGCCCUUUUCCAAAAUUUGCGUGGUGUACUCGAUGAACUGCCAUUUAUUAUCUCGUUUGCAUUCCAAGCCAAGGUUUCUAUGGAGAGAGUGGAUAAGUUCUUGUCAGAGGACGAAGUCGAAGAAAACCACGUCAUCCGUACCAAGGGACCUUUGUUCGUUGGAUUCCGUGACGAUGCUACUUUCCAAUGGUACAACAAGCCUGCUUCUUCUUCGUCUGGUAGUGAAACCCCAGAACGCCAAACCAAAUUCACACUCAAGAACUUGAACCUUUCGUUCCCAGCUAACAAGCUUUCUGUUGUCUGUGGCCCAACUGGAUCUGGUAAAACAACUCUGCUUGCAUCUUUGCUUGGCGAAACUGCUUGCAUCCAGGGUGCUGCUGUUCUUCCUCGUAACAAGCGCAAACCUACCAGCCCACUUGGUGGAGCUGAAUCUGGCAUUGCUUAUGUCGCUCAGACUGCAUGGUUGCAAAACGCUAGUAUCAAGGAUAACAUUCUUUUUGGACUGCCAUUCGAUCAAGACCGCUAUGAUCAGGUGCUGUACAUGUGCGCUUUGACCAGAGAUCUGGAAAUUCUGGAACACGGUGAUGCUACUGAAGUUGGUGAAAAGGGUAUUACCCUCAGUGGAGGACAAAAGCAAAGAUUGGCAAUUGCACGUGCAGUAUAUUCUCAAGCUGAUAUUAUCAUUUUGGAUGAUUGUUUGAGUGCCGUUGAUGCCCAUACCGCCAAGCAUCUCUACGACAAUUGUAUUAUGGGUGAAUUUAUGUCUACCCGUACUCGAAUCCUGGUUACUCAUCACGUUGGACUUUGCCUCAAAGGUGCCGACUAUAUCGUUGCUAUGCGCAAUGGUGAAGUUGCCGGCUCAGGUCAUCCCACUGAUGUUAUCAAGACUGGUGUUUUAGGUGAAGAACUCUCCCAAAUUCAAGAAGAACAGGCUGAAAUUGCUGAAGGUACUGCCGUUGAAGGCAAGGUUCCUUUGCUUCCCAAGACAGUUACGAAAAAGGACCACAAGGCAGGCGAUGGAAAACUCACUCAAGAUGAAGUCCGCGCCGAAGGUGGUGUUUCUCUAAAGGUUUGGAAGACGUACUAUGAUGCUUCAGGAGGUCUUUUCUUCUGGCUCAGUGUUAGUUUUAUGUUCUGUUUCUGCCAAUUUUUGAUUAUCGGUCAAGAUUACUGGAUCAAGGUUUGGGCAAGUGCCUACGAUCGAGUUGACAACGCCGUCACCGACUUUGCUUUCCUUACUACUGGAGGAGCUUACCGAGAUUUCAUCAGCAUGGAAAUGAAUACUCCAGACUACUUUAACCAAAUGGUUCAAAGUGUCAAUAACUACACAAUCAGCAACCCUUCCAAAGUUGAUGUCAACUACUAUCUUGGUGUCUAUUUCUUGAUUGGAUUGGUCACCAUGGUCUUUGCAUCGUUGCGCUCCUACGUUCUCUACAUGGGCUCACUCAAGGCAUCCAAGCGGAUUCAUUCCCAAUUGAUCAAUAGCAUUUUGCGAGCCAAGGUUCGCUUCUUCGAUGUUACUCCAAUUGGUCGCAUUAUCAACCGAUUCUCAUCGGAUAUGGAAACCAUUGAUCAAAAUGUCGCUCCUGCUGGUUCCUUCUUGCUUACAUCCAUUGUGGCUACCAUGUUUAUUGUCCUACUCAUCUCGAUCAUCACUCCAUUGUUCUUGAUUCCUGGAUGCGUCAUCGCUGCUAUCUUUUGGUUCGUCGGUACCUUCUAUCUUGAGUCCUCUCGUGACAUGAAGAGAUUGAACUCUGUCUCAAGAUCUCCCAUCUACGUCCAAUUCAGUGAAAGUGUCAAUGGUGUCUCCACAAUCCGUGCUUUCGGUGCACAGAACCGUUUCGUCAACGUCAACAUGGAAAAGGUUGACGACAACAACCGACCUUUCCUUUGGAUGUGGGCUACUAACCGCUGGUUGCAUUGCCGUGUUGAUCUUCUUGGCUCCUUUGUUGGAUUCUGUACUGGUUUUGUCAUCAUUUUGGCUUCUUCGUGGAUUGACCCCGGUAUGGCUGGUCUUUCUCUCAGUUACGCUUUGACCUUCACCCACAAUGUACUUUGGGUUGUUCGUAUGUACGCUGUCAACGAGAUGAACUUGAACGCCGUUGAACGUGUUCAGGAAUAUCUUGAGAUUGAUGAGGAACCUGCUGCUAUCAUUGAAGAACGACGCCCUCGUCCAACAUGGCCCGAAACUGGUUCCAUCGAAGUAGAAAAUCUCGUUAUGCAAUAUGCUCCUGAGAAUCCUCCUGUUUUGCGCGACCUUUCCUUCCAAGUUAAGCCUCGUGAAAAAAUUGGUAUUGUUGGCAGAACUGGCUCCGGUAAAUCGACCUUUGCUCUGUCCCUGUUCCGAUUUAUGGAACCCACAAGUGGUUCUAUCAAAAUUGACGGUGUUGAUAUCUCUACCAUUGGAUUGCAAGAUUUGAGAUCGCGAUUGACCAUUAUUCCUCAAGACCCAGUCUUGUUCACUGGUACCCUUCGAAGUAAUCUCGAUCCCUUUGGCACCUCUACGGAUGAGGAGCUCUGGGCGGCCAUCAAGCGCUCUCACUUGGUGGACGAAGGCGAGGAACAAAACGACACCAUUAGCUUGGAUUCCCCUGUUUCGGAAAAUGGAAACAAUUGGUCUCAGGGUCAAAGACAACUCAUUGCGUUGGCCCGUGCCCUCGUUAAAAAGACGAGUUUGAUUGUUCUCGAUGAAGCCACCUCCUCUGUCGAUUUCGACACUGAUCACAAGAUUCAGCAAACCAUUCGCUCCGAAUUUGAAGAAAGUGCAUUGCUUUGCAUUGCCCAUCGUAUCAGAACAGUCGCUGAUUACGACCGUAUUCUUGUUUUGGAUCAUGGGAAAUUGCUAGAAUUUGAUCACCCAUACACUCUUAUGACCAAGCAAGAUGGUUUCUUCAUGCAAAUGUGUCAGCGUAGCGGUGAAUACAACGACCUCUUGAGCAUCGCAAAAGCCAAAUGGGACGCAGAUCACUAAGCGACACCUUUCAACAACAAUGUUUCUU
Umbelopsis ramanniana AG is the source of this 4859-nucleotide messenger RNA. RefSeq lists its product as uncharacterized. The transcript is spliced from 7 exons. Gene Ontology annotation, molecular function: ATP hydrolysis activity; ATP binding; ABC-type peptide transporter activity. Lineage: Eukaryota; Fungi; Mucoromycota; Umbelopsidomycetes; Umbelopsidales; Umbelopsidaceae. Bases 47 to 4831 code for a protein of 1594 amino acids. Gene Ontology annotation, cellular component: fungal-type vacuole; fungal-type vacuole membrane. The record is from RefSeq and is a predicted model, not a curated record. Gene Ontology annotation, biological process: transmembrane transport.